Acromyrmex echinatior (Panamanian leafcutter ant) is the source of this 1877-nucleotide messenger RNA. RefSeq lists its product as uncharacterized. The record is from RefSeq and is a predicted model, not a curated record. NCBI's taxonomy places the organism in Eukaryota, Metazoa, Arthropoda, Insecta, Hymenoptera, Formicidae.
UUUCAGCAGGCAGCUUUCAGUAUCGUGGCAACUUGUGGCGAGUAUUGACGACUUUGCAGUGUGACCAAGUACGUGUGACAAAUACAUAGUGCCGCGUAGAAACAAAAGCAGAAUGUUUUCGCGCGCUAUGUUUAAUUUUUUUUCUGGAGCGUUGUUAAUAAUUGCCCUUAUUCCGGAUGCGGCAUCUUAUAACAAAUAUGGAAGAACCUGUAAGGACAUUGGCUGCCGUACUGAUGAAACAUGUGUAAUGGUCGAGGAUCCUUGUACCGGCUAUACAGAUAAAUGCGGACGAUAUCCGACUUGCCGGAGGACAAGUGAUGUAAGUUGUACCAGUAUGGUUUGCGGAGAGAAUGAAUAUUGUAAGAGCGAAAAUGGUGCGCCGAAAUGUGUAAGAAAGUCUACAGGAUUUGCAUUACCUGCGGGACUAAACCAAGUAUCGCAUCGAUCGACAACAAGAGUGCCAUCGCCGCCGCCUAGAUCUUCAUCGUAUGGAGGAAGAUAUAAUGGUUACUCCGGCUCCAGAAAUACUGUAGGUGAUGGCUCCAUUUUUAAUCGUUUAUUCGGCAACGACCGUCAUCCUCGACCAACCAGCUCUGUCAGAAGCACUACGCAAACAAGUGGAAACAAUUAUUACAAUACUCACACUCACGUGGAUAAUUAUGGAAACAGAAUUUGGACAUUUUCUGAGAAUGAAAUGAGGACACGAACAAUUCCAAAACGGCAAACUAGUUAUCCAACGGCAACCGAGACACACGGCUCUUCAGAUACUCCUAAAAAUUCAGACGACCAAUCGUAUCUUGCUAGAUCUUCUGGUUAUCCAUCCAGUUCAGGAUAUCCUGGUAGCAGCAGUUAUCCAAAUUCCGGAUCUUCGAAAGUUUCUGAUUCAUCAAAUCAACCGCGAUCUGGUUAUCCAAACAGUGGUUCUGGUUAUCCAUCCAGCGGAUCCGGUUAUCCGUCCAGUGGAUCAUCCGGUUAUCCGUCCAGUGGAUCAUCCGGUUAUCCAUCUAGUCGGUCUAACGGAUCACCCAGUCAUUCAUCUAACAGUGAAUUAUCUGGAUAUCCGUCUAGUCAGUCUGGUUAUCCAUCCAGUGGAUCCUCUGGCUAUCCUUCGAGUGGCUCAUCCAAUUAUCCAUCUAGAGAUAGUUCCGGUUAUCCAAUAGGAUCUGCAAAUCCAAGUAGAAAUAGCGGUUCUUCAGGAUAUCCAGAUAAUUCUAGGAAUGGCGAGGAGACUAUUAGACGAACCGGCGCUAGCGCUGUGAAUGCUGGUUAUCCGAGCAAUCCACGCACACCCGUAUAUCCAGAAGGAAAUCCGUCAUACCAUGGUAACUAUCCGGCUCAAAAUACAGGAUAUCCGUACAAUAACCAACGUUCUCCAUAUCCUAAUCAAGGAUAUUCAAAUGGGUAUUCACAAAAUUAUCCGCAAGGAGGAUAUUAUCCGCAAGCAGGAUAUUAUCCCGAAGGACGUUAUCAAGGUCAGAAUUAUAUGACUACUACCAACCGUCCUGGCAUUCGAGAUCAAUUGACGAAUUUUGCGCGAAAUAUGGCAGAGAAGGUGCUGACUCAAACGAUACUAGAUCGCAUCACAGGCAGACAUCAAUAAAAUAACUACUAUAAUAGUACUAGCAUUUUUUGCACUCUAUAAAAUCUGAAUUAAAAUGUCCGAAAAUAUUAGUUACAUAGAAAAUAGCACUUUCUAAAAUCUCUUUCUUUCUAUAAAGAAAUAUUGUUAAUAUAAUUUAAUAAUUUUAGGCAUAUUAAAUAUUUUAGUAAAAAUCUAGUCUUAAGUUAAUUUUCAGGAAGCAAAUAGGUCAGUGAAAAAGUUAUCGCCAAACACAGAAAGUUUAAAUAUAUAUAAAUUUCUUUAUAUAUUACAAAUU